GCGCUUCCGCCUGCGCGGGGCCACGCCGGGCCGCUCAGCGGCGCUCGGGACAGUCGGGAACCGCGCCCGGAGCCGCCGGCGGCGGAGCGGCCGGACGAGGGAGGCGGCGAUGGAGCUGGAGCCCGAGCUCCUGCUGCAGGAGGCCCGCGAGAACGUGGAGGCGGCGCAGAGCUACCGGCGGGAGCUGGGCCAGAGGCUGCAGGGGCUGCGGGCGGCGCGGAGGCAGAUCAAAGAGAGUGCAUCACAGACCAGAGAUGUCCUCAAACAACAUUUUAAUGAUUUAAAGGGAACCCUUGGGAAGCUCCUGGAUGAGCGACUGGUGACCCUUUUGCAAGAAGUGGAUACUAUUGAGCAAGAGACCAUUAAGCCACUAGAUGAUUGCCAGAAACUCAUAGAGCACGGAGUUAACACUGCAGAGGACUUGGUCCAAGAAGGAGAAAUUGCCAUUCUUGGUGGUGUAGGAGAACAGAAUGAAAAAUUGUGGAGCUUUACCAAAAAGGCCUCCCACAUUCAGUUGGACAGCUUACCAGAAGUGCCUUUACUGGUUGAUGUGCCAUGUUUAUCUGCUCAGUUGGAUGACUCAAUUCUUAACAUAGUGAAAGACCACAUUUUUAAGCAUGGAACUGUAGCAUCUCGCCCACCAGUCCAGAUAGAGGAACUAAUAGAGAAGCCUGGAGGCAUCAUUGUGCGAUGGUGUAAGGUGGAUGAUGACUUUACAGCCCAAGAUUACAGACUCCAGUUCCGUAAAUGUACUUCAAAUCAUUUUGAGGAUGUAUAUGUGGGCUCUGAAACGGAAUUCAUAGUAUUACACAUAGACCCCAAUGUUGAUUAUCAGUUCCGAGUCUGCGCCCGAGGAGAUGGCCGACAGGAGUGGAGUCCUUGGAGCGUCCCCCAGAUAGGUCAUUCCACGUUGGUGCCGCAUGAAUGGACAGCUGGCUUUGAGGGGUACAGUCUGAGCAGUCGAAGAAACAUAGCACUCCGGAAUGAUUCAGAAUCCUCAGGUGUUCUCUACUCCAGCGCUCCAACCUAUUUCUGUGGGCAGACAUUAACGUUCAGAGUUGAAACUGUGGGCCAACCAGAUCGAAGAGACAGUAUAGGAGUGUGUGCAGAAAGGCAGAAUGGAUAUGACUCUCUGCAGCGGGACCAAGCAGUGUGCAUUAGUACAAACGGUGCAGUUUUUGUAAAUGGAAAAGAAAUGACUAAUCAGUUGCCCGCCGUUACUUCUGGGUCCACUGUCACAUUUGACAUUGAAGCUGUGACUCUGGGAUCCACCAAUAAUAACGAAGGCGGAAACUUCAAGCUUCGAGUAACUAUUAGCUCUAAUAACAGAGAAGUGGUUUUUGACUGGGUACUUGAUCAAUCUUGUGGUUCUCUUUACUUUGGAUGCUCAUUCUUCUAUCCUGGAUGGAAAGUGCUGGUGUUCUAGACUUUUGGAUGAUUGGCUUUGGUUUGCAGGUUUUUAAUGUAGCUGUCCUCAGCCCAAUUUAGUUUUAAUUUAUUUUUAAAAAAAUAUGGUAGAUUCAUCUCUCAGUCAAGCCAUGGGAAAUGGAAAUUGUUUACUGGAUUUAUUUUGGAAUAUUUUAGCAAUAAGAAACUUGAAUGUUAUGGACAAAAGUGUAAUGCAGUUAUUUUUAUUUUUAGCAUAGUGUUAAUUAAAAUGUCAUGUCACAAUAUAAUGAAUAAAACAAAUUAGUUUUUAAAAUAUUAGGAGAUACAGAAAGCCCUAUACCUUUUCACGCUAUACUUUUAAAAGUUGGCUAUUAAGACAGAAAAAUUUAAUGUAUCAUUAUUUUAUUAAAUCUCCAUCUUUUAAGAACCCAGGGCCAUGUAAGACUUUAGAAUAAAACAACAGGACUAGGCCAGAUAGAAGCCUGAGUCUGUAACAUAAAUUCACUUUCGUGUUCUCCACUUCCGUGUUGAAUAUGCUCUUCAUAUUCAGGCAUUCGUAAGCAGUAUUGAAUUUUAUCACAUAUUCAGUAUUCUUAAAGUCCCCAAAACAUGAUAAUUUUUGCAGUUUUUGUAAUUACUGAGCAAAUGUCUAUAAUAGGCAAUGUAUUUUAUUUUGUUCUUAUAGUUUGAUUCAUGAUAGGCUAGAGGACUUUUACAGGGUAAAACUACUUGUGGAAGUAGUAUGCACAGCAGUGUUAGCCACAUCACAUGUAUAGAACAUGUACAUGUGCAUGUCCAGCCACCGUGAUAUGCAUAUUAACAUUUUAAUGGUAUGAGCUGCAGUCCAGUUUAAUGUCAGUUUAUAAAUGGUCGUUUAGCGGACCAAAUAUAGGGUAAAUACUUGACCUAUUUUUGACAACUUAAAUUUGUGUAAAAUAUUUAUUUGAAAGACUUACUUAGUACGUAAAAUCAUUAUCUUAACUUGCUAUAUACCAGCCUACAGAAUUUUUUAAUGUGAAUUCCCCCCCCCCCCCCCCCCAUUUUUAAUAGUAGAAAAGCAAGUCUGAUAUUUUUGUAAGAUAAUUUAUUUGGGGAUUUGCAUUCCCUGUUAGACAAUCAUGACCUUUUUUCCUGUGCCUUAUGUAUAAGUAAGUCAUCUUUCACUGAAGAUGUGUUAGAAUGUAGAUGCCUCGUCCAACUGUCUAAAAAAAUAAAACCUGAAAGUUAAA
Pipistrellus kuhlii (Kuhl's pipistrelle) is the source of this 2618-nucleotide messenger RNA. It is a transcript of the gene CRLF3, whose product is annotated as cytokine receptor like factor 3. The transcript is spliced from 8 exons. Lineage: Eukaryota; Metazoa; Chordata; Mammalia; Chiroptera; Vespertilionidae. Gene Ontology annotation, molecular function: protein binding. The coding region runs from base 110 to 1426 and encodes 438 amino acids. The record is from RefSeq and is a predicted model, not a curated record.